AUGUCAGCAUUCAAGGACGCCACUACCGUGCCGUAUACCGAAGCGCAAGUCCUUGCACUCGUCGCUGAAUUACGCGCCCAGAACGCGGCUCUCCUGGAGGAACCAGCUGCCAAGGACAGCGAGCACGCGAAGCUGCAAGAGCAGAACACGAAGCUUAAAGAGGAGAAUGUGAAGCUUCAAGAGAAGAAUGUGAAGUUGAAGGAAGAGAAAGUCAAGCUGCAAGAGGACAUCGAGAUCCUCGAAGACUCCUGCGCCGUCUUCGAGAACGACAUCAAUGUUGCCGACAGCGAGCAGCAACACGCAGUGAACGACGUUGAAAUCAAGAUGGAGUAUGAUCAGAAGAUAUACGUCGCGCGCCUUAGAGACAGCUACGAGCGCAAGAUCGCCCACCUGAAGGCAGAAAAGUCUCAGCUCGGCAAAGAAGUAGCCAAGUUGAAGGUGCAGUGCAAGCAGCAGAUGGACGCUCUCGAGAAUGGCAUGGCCGCCAUGCACAUCAGACAAGAUUCAGAGGUUGCUUCCCAGGAGGAGACAAAGAAAGAUGGUGAAGAGGAAGGUGGAUUGUGA
This is a messenger RNA of Didymosphaeria variabile, 564 nucleotides long. RefSeq lists its product as uncharacterized. Bases 1 to 564 code for a protein of 187 amino acids. The transcript has a single exon. NCBI's taxonomy places the organism in Eukaryota, Fungi, Ascomycota, Dothideomycetes, Pleosporales, Didymosphaeriaceae. The record is from RefSeq and is a predicted model, not a curated record.